AUGAACUCGAUUAAAAUGGAAAUAAAUAAUCCAUCCUUCAAGAUUGCUGUAAUUCCUAUGAAUAAAAACAUUAAGAAAAAGAAAUAAAAUUCUAAAAUCAAGGAAUAAUAUCAAAAUUCAAUACCCUAGCCAAAAGAGUUUGUGACUACAUUUAUUAUUCCAAGAAAUAUUAAUCAGAACUAAUACUUUCGAACGAAGCAAAACAUACAAUUUGCUCUUACAACAUUCAAUGAUAAUACUCUAGGAGAAUUAGGAAUCAACAUAUUCAGUAUUGGGUACUCUGUUUCUCAAACUGAUAUUCAACAACAGAAAAUGGAAUAUCAUUUUUAGGCUAGAGACUUUGAAUUAGCUGAUAUAUCCACGAUAUUUUAGAUGUUAAGAAUAUUGAACAUGGAUAAGGCUUAUAAUAAUUUGAGUAAAUACUUAUAAAGAUAUGACUAAAUAACAUCGAUCCCAUGUUCAAAAGACUUUGAAAUAUCUCAAGUGGAAGAACUUGCUUCUAAAUAUCCAUAUGAAUGUUAUACAUUUCGACAUGAAAGAAAUGAGUCUGUUAUUCUAAAAUACACUCAUAAUAUAAAAUUUCUACAUUUAAUGGGUAUAACAAUUGACAUGAUUGAAGAGUAUUUAAGAGAAACAAAAACACUUCCUUGUGCUAUAAGAGUCAAUAAUUAUUUAGAAGUUUGGCAUUAAGUAUUUGAAGCAGUUUCAAACGACUAAUAAAUAUUUGAAAUGGAAGUGUAAAAUUUUAAUGGAAAAAGAUUUUAUGUUAAAAUAAAAUAAGCACAAAUUUUUGUAGAAAAAGAUGGAAAACUGUAUGGGUAUUUAUAUUGGAUAUACUUAACUGAUACUAAUCAAAAUUUAGCAAUAAAAAACUAUGAAGCUGAAUUAGAAAAAUUAUAUCCUAAACCAAAAGAAUGUCUUUACAAAUAAAUAAAAUGA
Molecule: messenger RNA, 939 nt
Organism: Paramecium primaurelia
Lineage: Eukaryota; Ciliophora; Oligohymenophorea; Peniculida; Parameciidae
Source: the annotation of a GenBank genome assembly